ACCGCGUCCACUUCCCUUGCCGACCGAGACUCCUCCCUUCUUCUGUCUGUCCCUCCCUACCGGGUCAGCUCCAGAGCGUCUGCCUCCAGCUGAAGCGCUCCUCACCAUUAGACAAGCCUGACGUCAAGACUCCAAUGGCUAACGAAGCUAACCCUUGCCCGUGUGACAUUGGUCACAAGCUAGAGUAUGGUGGCAUGGGCCAUGAAGUUCAGGUGGAGCACAUCAAGGCAUAUGUCACCCGGUCCCCUGUGGAUGCAGGCAAAGCCGUGAUUGUCGUCCAGGAUAUAUAUGGCUGGCAGCUGCCCAACACCAGGUAUAUGGCUGACAUGAUUGCCGGAAAUGGAUACACAGCUAUUGUCCCAGACUUCUUUGUGGGUCAAGAGCCAUGGGACCCAGCUGCUGACUGGUCCGCCUUCCCUGAUUGGUUGAAAUCAAAAGAUGCCAGAAAAGUCAAUCGAGAGGUUGAUGCUGUCUUGAGGUAUCUGAGACAACAGUGUCACGCCCAGAAGAUUGGCAUUGUGGGCUUCUGCUGGGGGGGUGUUGUGGUGCACCAAGUGAUGAUGACAUACCCGGAAGUCAGGGCAGGGGUGUCUGUCUAUGGUAUCAUCAGAGAUUCAGAAGAUGUUUAUAAUUUGAAGAACCCAACACUGUUUAUUUUUGCAGAAAAUGAUGUUGUGAUCCCACUUGAGCAGGUUUCUACACUGACCCAGAAGCUUAAAGAGCACUGCAUAGUUAAUUAUCAAGUUAAGACAUUUUCUGGGCAAACUCAUGGCUUUGUGCAUCGGAAGAGAGAAGACUGCUCCCCUGCUGACAAGCCCUACAUUGAGGAGGCGAGGAGGAAUCUCAUUGAAUGGCUGAACAAGUACAUUUAACAUCACCCCAGCACAAGUCUCAAUAGUUCAACUUGCCUGAAUAAUUAACCAUCCCUUAUUUUACAAAAAAUACAGGGAUCCUAAAAUUCUUCUGAAACUACAGCAGGAUUUAAACGAUAGUAUAACUACUUAUCAGGGGAAUCUGGGGCCAUUCAGGGACCAGCUAGAUUCUCAGGUAUGGCCUUACAUUGCUAACUUAAGUAUAUUAUCUUCACACGAGCUGCCACUCUGUAUAUUCAACCUCCCCCACUGAAUCUCAAUGCCACACUGCAGUAUGAGCAGUGUUGACAUCCAUUCUCACAGCUUUAACUAUGCAACCUAAUAAAGUCAUGUUUAAAAAGUG
Molecule: messenger RNA, 1215 nt
Organism: Arvicanthis niloticus (Nile rat)
Lineage: Eukaryota; Metazoa; Chordata; Mammalia; Rodentia; Muridae
Gene: Cmbl
Product: carboxymethylenebutenolidase homolog
Molecular function (GO): hydrolase activity
Source: RefSeq, a predicted model, not a curated record